Phasianus colchicus (ring-necked pheasant) is the source of this 6612-nucleotide messenger RNA. Lineage: Eukaryota; Metazoa; Chordata; Aves; Galliformes; Phasianidae. The record is from RefSeq and is a predicted model, not a curated record.
CUCCCUCUUCUCAAAGCCUGGAUCUUAGUUAAUGGAAAUUCAGGAGUUCAGUGAUGCUGGAAUUAGGGCCCAUGUAGUGACUGUUGCUAUUUACGCUUUGGCAGCUUCUCAAGUCAAAUUCAAGGACUGACAAGGUUACCUCACCUCUCACUGUUUUUGUACCUGGUCCAUUUCUGUAACACGUUGGUUAGAGGUGCAGUGGGAAGGACCUGCUGGGCCCAUCACUGCUGGGAUUGAGGGCGAUUUGGUGAUGCUGUUACUUCUAAGCACCCUUGAAUGAAACUUCUAAAAGAGCUGCGGAGACAAUGAGUGUCUGUGAGAUGCCUGUGUUUCAAGUGUCACACUUAAGCCAUUGUGGCUGUCUGGAUCCUUUGGGAAAAAGCAGAGAAAAUGGAUCUAUUUAUGUCUCUGUUUACACUGGGGGAAGAGGGACUGUAGGGUAAGUUUGUGCCUACUUAGUGAAAGUGCUCUCACGUGUUGCUUCCCCACUGCUCAGUGUUACAGCUGGUUGGCCAGGAGAUGGUGAAUCUGGACUUGUUGGCAGAUUAGCUUUCCAAGUGCAUUUUAUGGUCUCUGCAUAAAGUUUCCAGAUCUGCGUCUAGGUGAUACAUUGCAUAUGUCCCAACCUUACUCCCUUUGGAGUUUACAUCAUUUGUUUUUAAACUUCCAGUAUAUUUUCUCUUCCUUUUCCAAGAGCUGUAAGGAAUUAACUGCUAAGCAGAAACAGGAGGGUAAUUCUCUUGCUGAUAAAGAGCUGAUUUUGGCCACAGCUGCUGCUGAGUGCAGAGCUUCAAUCUGUAGUGCAGCUUCUCGAGUAGCUGCUGUUGUCAGCUGCCAGAGGAGCAGUGCUAACACCUUCCACAUUGCAGCACAGGCAGGGAGCCGGGUACCAACAACUCAGAGGUGAGGCCAAAGUGGCAAAAUUCAGAUGGCCAAAAAGAGACUUGGACACCUUGGUCAUGUGGCUGCAGCUGAGCCCUGGCCAUAUUCCAUAUCUGGGGCUCUGGCUUCACAGAACUUCACUCAUAGAGCAGGCAGCUCCUAGCUGAGCCUGGUGCAGAAUUGAGGGGAAUGUGUCUGUUUUCUCAGCUCAAUCAAGAGAUUGUGACUCAUCCAAUCACAUUUGUUGUUGCAGUGUGUCUGUCAUGGUCUCUCUUGCCUCUAGCUUUGUUUUGGCACUUGUGCACCCUGUUUUGGGUAACACCCCACUUCCCAUCCUGGCCAGCCCAGCGGGGUGCUCAGUAAAUGUGUGCAUCCUUAUUCUUAACAUUUCCAUGCCUCAGAGCUCUUUGCCUGUGAGCUGGGAGAGAGGGACUUCUAUUCACCUGACAUCCCACAGGUUGCAAAGCUUCUCCGAAGUCACACCAGUGAGGCACUGAGAACCCAGUGGGCAGAAGUGUGGAAGGGUCAUUUCUCUGCUCCUUGAGCUGGAGAGAUGGGAUGCUGGACCUCGGGAUGGUUGUGCUUUAAAGCUGGUUUCCAAAAGCAGGGUCAUUGACCAUUGCUCUGAGUCCUGAUCUCAAGGUUACUGAAAGGAGGAGCAAGGAGUGUUGUUUCCUUCAGUACCAGGAAAUCAGCAUCACUUCUAGGGGCCAAGCUGACAGUUUCUAUUGAUUGUUUUCUGUCUAUCUCUGCUGAUCCCAGCAUCCAGCUGCCUUUGCAGUACCCUGGAGAACUUUCUAUGCUCAGGUUUCCUGGGCCUUUGGCUUCUCCUGCUGUAAGGAUCUGGCAGGGAAGCUGGUUUUACUGCAAGGAGCUGGGCUGGCUCAAAGCACCUCCCUUCUCUCCCUGGUUUGGUAGCAGCAAGCCCAGCUCACAGCGUGGGAACUCCCCGAGUGAGAAGAGGUGUCCUCUCUGCAAAUUCUGUUCGUAGAGCCAUGUGUUUUCCCCUUAAGGAAACUAAUUCUCAUAAAGCAUAGGUUUCAUGUCCUGCUGAGUUAAAUAAGGGAGAUGCUGGUCUUCCCCUUUGCUUUGGAGAUUCAAACCAAUGGCAGGUGAUUUAUUUUUUGUGCUGUCGCUUUGUCUGGACGGAGGGGGAGGCAAUAUAAAGGCUCAGGGGUGCAGGGAAGUAAAGCUAUAUAUGCAUAAAGACUGUUUCAAUGCUGAACACUAUAAAUUCAAUGGUGGAUUAAAAGAAAAAGAAUGUAAAUAUGCAAUUAAUGCAGAAUUUUAUGGAUGGUCAUAAUUUAAUAUAUUGAGAACUCUGUAAAUACUUGGGAAAAAAAGUCUGUAAAGCGUGUAAAUAAAUGAGAUUUGUAUGUAAAGAAGAAUAAAAAGAAAAGUUUUUACUUUUUGCAAUGAAAUGCAAGUGUUACUGCACCUCUCCCCCUUUCCUGAUUCUUAUUUUUCAUGUUGUGUCUCAGCCAUGGAGCAGUCAUUUAACCCUUUUAGGACACUUUGUGGAAAUUUUGAGUGAAAAGUUGGAAUACUUUGGAAAAUGUUUUGCCAAUUUUAAGCUGGUUCCCAAAGCAAAGGUGCUGCAAUGGCACUGUCUGUCUCUCCUUUCUUCCUACUAACAGCGUCUGUCCUUCCUUCACAAUUCAGCUUAUUUCAGCCAAACACUGACAGAGGGACAGAAGUUGAUUAUCUCCAGAGCUGAAUAAGGCAGGCAAGGAGAGGAGAGAAAGCUCCCACUGCUACCAGGAUAACGUGCAAGCCUUGGUAGGCACCCAAGAAGCCACAUUGAAGACCUUCAAGAUGUGAGUCAGUAGAAAAUGAGGCUUUGCUGCUUCUGCAGUGUAGACUUGGGCCUUUUUGGAGCCCACCAGUGUUGAGCUGAAUCCUUUACACCCCCAUCAGGUAUGGAACUCCUGUCUCAUGCUGAGGCUGCUGGCUCCCAGGGGUGCAGCAGACUGGAGUGAGCAGCAGGAAAGCUGCAUUCCUCACACACUUACUAAUGCCGGCUGGACAUGAGUUUGUCAGCUCCAGGGUGGGGCUUGGACCUCGUGCUGUUAAUCUCCACGCUUCAGACACUGGCUCCACAAAGAGCCAUUAGGGUAGGUUGGGAAGUUGGGAAAUUGUGCUGCACCCCCCCCUUCACCAGCAGCCAUGCCUGACCUUGCCAGAUGCACUGGCUGUUACUCACAUCUCUCCACGAGCCACGUGCCCUGGUUGUGACUCUUCCAGACCUGUUUUCCCCGAAAGCACUGUGUGUCCCAAUUUUUUUAAUCCUUAUUGCUUCAGUAAGGUCUGGUGAGGAUGCUGUAGUGCCAGGGGCUACUUAAGGCUUAGCCCUUCAUUUCUGCAUCACUUUGGAAAUACCAGUUGGUUUGCUGAAGUCUUCUCAUCACACUGCCUUGUUCUUCAUCUGCCAAGCUGUGGUGAGCUGGUAGGACUUGGGUCCUGAUAUUGUUCCUUUCCAGUUGUUUCUCCAGGUCUCCAGAGAUGCAGUAGAGCUAUUGGAGUGUCUUGUGAAGGAGGUGGGUUUGCCUUGACCCAGACUCCAGGCCUGAUGUUGACCUUAGCAAUAAAUGUGAAUUGUGGUGAGAAGUUAGCUCCAGAUCCUGCUUGCAGAAGUUAUUGGGCUACUGAAAGCAUUUUAGACUCUGGACCUAAUAAAGGAGUAGUUAAUAUGUGGAGGUAAGAUCUGGUGGGGAUGUAGGAAAGCAAUGGAAGCAAGAGGGGUGAUGAGAGUGGUCUGAAGCAGAAGGACAACAGUAAAGCAGGGCCUGGAGAACUGGGAGGGGAGAGGGGAAGGCAGCACUGACUGUGUGUGAUGAACUUAGCUCUGCUAGCCAGAGCUGCCCCCCCCAGCUGAUCCUUCUGAACAGUGUGUGGCCCCCAGAGGCAGCUCCUGGAGCAGAGCUGGAAGGAGGAGGUGAGGGGGUCUCUGUAGGACUGUCUCCAGCACAAGUGGUGCAGUGUGUGACUGGGGAUGCUGAUCCUGAGCCCUCCAGGUGUCUGGCUGUGGCUGCAGCACAGUCUGUCCCUGCAGAGCUCAUGGUCUGCUAUUCCAGACAGACUUAAAGGCAGCUCUUGACUGCUAACUGCCCUUUUGGGGGCAAUUCCGGCUCUGGAUCUUGUUCUUUCUCCUUAUCCUUCUGAUGACACAGGGCAGGGACCCUCUGCUACCUCUUCUUAGAGGGACGGAGGGGACAGGAGGCUGUUUCCCACUGCCUGCUGCUUUCCCCUGACACAACCAGUGCACAGAGAUAGGAGAUGGACAAGGGGAGCCCUUACAGCACUGCAAGCUGUUCUCAGCAGUUGCAGUUGCCUUUAUUUCUAGAAGCGCCUCAGUGACCAAGGAACACCCUUGUGUAAAACAGAGCUCUGCAUUUAUCUGUCAGUUGUUUGGGUUUUAUUAUUAUUGUUGUAGUUCAGGACAAAAGGUGGAAAAGGGACCACAUAACAGAUGGUUGAGGUGAUGUCUGACGUUUGGAACAGCAGAGAAUUACAUGGAAAUGCCAUUGCAGGGAAUUAGGAUUGAUGCACAGGGUCUGCCUUGGGGAGUGGACCAAGGGAGCUCUUUGGCACUAUAUCCACUUCUGCUUCUCCAUCAAGUCUGAUAUGUGAGAUGGGUGUGUUCCAUGUGGCUCUGAAACUCCUCUAAUAAAGAACGAUGUUUCCUCCCCAAUCUUCAAGCUGUUGGGUGUUCCUUGCUUUUGGGAGGUGCUUUAAAUCUGACUGCCAGAGCUGUGGGCUGCUAAGAGCAGAAGCUGUCUGCACGAUGCUGAGCUCAGGUCUUUCUCCUCUUUUCCUGUUGCUCACAGCACUGGAGCUGAGCUGGUCCCUGACUGAUGAAGAAAAGAGGAUCAUCUUGGAUGAGCACAAUAAAUAUCGCUCGCAGGUCUCUCCUCCUGCUGUGGAUAUGCUGAAGAUGAGCUGGGACACGGAGCUGGAGGCCUUUGCCCAGGCCUAUGCAGAGAAGUGCAUCUGGGACCACAACAAGGAGAGGGGCCGACGGGGGGAAAACCUCUUUGCUAUGGCCCCAAUGCUGGAUCUGGAAUUUGCUGUGGAGGACUGGAAUGCGGAGGAGAAAUUCUACAACCUGACGACUUCCACGUGUGUCUCCGGGCAGAUGUGUGGCCACUACACCCAGGUGGUCUGGGCAAGCACGCACCGCAUUGGCUGUGGGUCCAAGUUUUGUGAGAAGAUUGAAGGAAUUGAAACAGAGGACAUGUACCUGCUUGUCUGCAACUAUUAUCCCCCGGGUAACAUGAAAGGCCGAAAGCCAUACAGGGAAGGACCCUCUUGUUCACAGUGUCCCGAGGACAGAGUUUGUGUCAACUCCUUGUGUGCAGAUGCCCUGAGUGCUGAAGAGCUGGAGACAAACUCAGACCAUGAAGGCAAGCAGCAGCCUACAGCUGGAGCUCCCAGUACCCGCAGGGGCCUUUUGCUCUUUCUCCUGCCCAGUGUCAUCCUGGUGGGCCUUCUGCUUUGAACAGUCUUUCUCAGCUGUCCCUGCACCGGUCGCCAAGGCUUUCUUCAGCAUUGGCUGUCCCACCACCCUGGUAGGCUUGGGAGACACCACGGACAGUUCAGGUUGACACGAUCUCCUCUUCCUCUGGCUCACCCGCUCCAGCCCUGCUGUGCCAAGGGCUACUGGCCAUCACAUGGGCACUCAGUGCCCUUCCUAAGACAGCCCAGGGGCAGGAGGGUGUCUGCCAUCAUGCUAGUGAACUUGGGCACCAAUACUUCUCCCUUCUUCCCAGCCAGCCUGGGCUUCUACUCUGUUUCCAAUAGGAGACGAUAAGCUCUCAUUGCCCUGUGUGGCCGGCAGGUCCUGCUGCACCACGUCCCAGGGAAAGCAGAAUGCCCUGGAAACCCAAAUGGCAAUGGGACACGGUGGUUGGUUUUGGUAUUUGUUUGGAGGCAAGACACGAUUGUUGAGUCUGAUGUCUGUGUAUCAGGAUGGAUUUCUAACAGAAAUGCUUUCUUUCUCUCCUCGUGUGUCUGUUUGUCUCAGUUUUGGAGAAGUGUCACCUCUUCCUUCCCUGUCCAAAAACGGCAUUUUUGUCCACAGAAGAGGUUUGUGUUUCCUUCUUGCUAUGGCCAGUGUCUAGACGUACUCCUUCUCCUGCCAUCCCUCUGCAGUCUUUACCUCCUUCCUCACUUCUGCUCCAACAGUUACUCCGUUGUCAUGCCUUUAUUUACGCGUGUGCCUGCACGUGUGUGCCUGCACAGAAGAAAAUCCUCCAGCACUGGAGAGGAGUUACUGCUCCUUUCUUCUGCACGCCUUCCCUCUUUGCAGAACUUAAGUGUACGACGUAUUUGCAGUUAGAUACAGAUCCUGGUUGAUGUAUAUAUGUGGAUCCAGGAGGAAAAAUAAUCAGGUCUGCUGGUGCAAUUUCAGCUUGAGAGAGCCAAGUGAAUGACGUUAGAGGGUACCGGUGGUUCCAGGACUCGUUGCAGGAUGGCUUUCAUUCUCUGGAGCACUGUGUGUUGUAUUCCUCCAUGUUUCUGCUCUGUUCACCUGAAGAUUCCCAGCAGGGGGUGUUAAAUAUGGGACAAGUUUUGCAGACCAGCAGAAGGGAUGAGAAAAUCCAGUCCUUCUCUGGUUGCUGCAUUCUUUGGUUUAUUAAAUAGAUGAGGUGGAGAUAAGUCCGAGUCCUCCCCCUGAUGCUGUGUGCUGUGCAUCUCCAGAGCAUGCACUGAAUAAAUCCUGUUCUGAAA